Molecule: messenger RNA, 1740 nt
Organism: Chroicocephalus ridibundus (black-headed gull)
Lineage: Eukaryota; Metazoa; Chordata; Aves; Charadriiformes; Laridae
Gene: KAT5
Product: lysine acetyltransferase 5
Exons: 14
Coding region: 68-1651 (527 amino acids)
Biological process (GO): negative regulation of DNA-templated transcription; positive regulation of transcription by RNA polymerase II
Cellular component (GO): chromatin; MSL complex
Molecular function (GO): transcription coregulator activity; histone H4K16 acetyltransferase activity
Source: RefSeq, a predicted model, not a curated record
GAGCAGGAAGGGGCGUGGGCCAAAUGCCGGAAGUGGGUCCGGCGGCCCGGAAGCGGAGGCCGGGAGAAUGGCGGAGGUGGGGGAGGUGUCCGAGGGCUGCCGCCUGCCCGUCCUGCGCCGUAACCAGGACAACGAGGAUGAGUGGCCGCUGGCCGAGAUCCUGAGCGUGAAGGACAUCAGCGGGAGAAAGCUGUUUUACGUCCACUACAUCGACUUCAACAAGCGGCUGGACGAAUGGGUGACCCACGACCGGCUGGACCUGAAGCGGGUGCAGGUGCCGCGGAAGGAGGCCAAGACGCCCACCAAGAACGGGCUGCCCGGCUCCCGGCCCGGCUCCCCUGAGCGUGACCCGAGGAAGAGCCUGGACCUGGCGCUGCCGGCGGCCCCCGCCAGCGGGAAGAGCUUGCCGGGGCCACCGGGGCCACCGGGGCCGGGGACAGGGACGGUGCCGGUGCCGGUUCAGAUCACCCUUCGCUUUCACCUGCCCAAGGAGAGCGAGGCCGAGCCCCCCCCGGCCCCCCCGCCCGGCGGCCAGCGCCCCACGAAGCGGAAGGUGGAGGUGGUGUCACCCGCCACCCCCGUCCCCGCCGCCACCGAGACCUCGCAGGCCUCCGUCUUCCCCCAGAACGGCUCCGCUCGCCGGGCAGUGGCCGCCCAGCCGGGACGCAAGAGGAAAUCGGCCUGUCUGGGCACCGACGAGGACUCCCAAGACUCCUCGGACGGAGCCCCCUCGGCGCCGCGGAUGACGGGCAGCCUGGUGUCGGACCGCAGCCACGACGACAUCGUCACCCGCAUGAAGAACAUCGAGUGCAUCGAGCUGGGGCGGCACCGCCUCAAGCCCUGGUACUUCUCCCCCUACCCCCAGGAGCUGACGGCGCUGCCCGUCCUCUACCUCUGCGAGUUCUGCCUCAAGUACGGCCACAGCCUGCGCUGCCUCCAGCGACACCUGACCAAAUGCGACCUGCGACACCCCCCGGGCAACGAGAUCUAUCGCAAAGGCACCAUCUCCUUCUUCGAGAUCGACGGCCGCAAGAACAAGAGUUAUUCCCAGAACCUUUGCCUCUUGGCCAAGUGUUUCCUGGACCACAAGACGUUGUAUUACGACACCGACCCUUUUCUCUUCUACGUCAUGACGGAGUACGACUGCAAGGGCUUCCACAUCGUCGGCUACUUCUCCAAGGAGAAGGAGUCGACGGAGGAUUACAACGUGGCCUGUAUCCUCACCCUCCCCCCCUACCAGCGUCGGGGCUACGGCAAACUGCUCAUCGAGUUCAGCUACGAGCUCUCCAAGGUGGAGGGGAAGACGGGGACCCCCGAGAAGCCGCUGUCGGACCUGGGGCUCCUCUCGUACCGCAGCUACUGGUCCCAGACCAUCCUGGAGAUCCUCAUGGGGCUGAAGGCCGAGGGCGGGGAGCGGCCCCAGAUCACCAUCAAUGAGAUCAGCGAGAUCACCAGCAUCAAGAAGGAGGACGUCAUCUCCACCCUCCAGUACCUCAACCUCAUCAACUACUACAAGGGCCAGUACAUCCUGACGCUGUCGGAGGACAUCGUGGAGGGCCACGAGCGGGCGAUGCUGAAGCGGGUGCUGCGCAUCGACGCCAAGUGCCUGCACUUCACCCCCAAGGACUGGAGCAAACGGGGCAAGUGGUGAGGCCACGCCCCCCCGGGGCCACACCCACUCAGGCCACGCCCCUUCAUCCCCACCCCACCCCCACCCGGUAAUUAAACAUCUUCACCUGG